GGAAAAAAUUAUUUCUGUUACCCAUAACAUGGACUUCUUCAGAGCCCACAUUUCGCUCUACUCCGCCACAUUAUCGCCCUUUAAGGACAGUCUAAGAAACACGGUCGUAUUUAUGAACAUACUGGACUUGUUUCUCCGCAUGAAGGAUUUCGUGCUGGACGGUGUGCACUCAUCGGUGGUGUGUAAUCCGGAGAUGCUGCUCGGAUCGCUCAUACUUACAAUGUUGAAGCUGCGGCUAGCAAUCCUCAGCGGGGACAAUGUGAUGUUGGGAGUCUACCUCGUUAACACCAUCUUCCACAUGGCUCAUAUUGCUUUUGUCUUCAAAUUUGUGCCCUUAAGACUGAAAAACGCUCUUAGAGGAAAGUGCUUUGUUACUGGAGCAGCAAUCGGGGGGCUUAUGUGGUACUCGUUUCAGGAGGAUUCGAGGAUGCUUGAAGCUCAUAUGGGCUACAUUCUGCUGGCAACCAUCAUUAUAAACCAUGCGAUGCGGACUCUUCAAAAGUGGAACACACAGCCACAGGCUACCCCCAUCUGGACGCUCUCGCUGCUGAUGCCUAUUACCUGGAUAGCCUAUGGUAUCGCAGAAACCAACAUACUUAUUGUAAGCCAAAAUGCACUGAUCCUCGCCAUUAAACUGAUGGAUCGAUACCGGUAUCGUCCCCACUUGUCAUUGCGAUACGCCUUAACCUUUCGCGAUUGGCGGGCUGCUCAUGUUUCUCGAGUAUAUCCUUCUCCCAGUGGCUCUGGUACAGCCCAUUCCCUCCGCCGAUCCUCUAGCUCUCAUAACCAAUCCUACGAUGAUUAACUCACUAAAUGAGCCGUCAAAUUGCUACAUCAGUUUGGGCUAAAUGGCCUUCAUUUAGUGUAAGAUCGGGCCCAAUGAUGACCAUACAGAUCAGAUUCAGAACACGACCAUGCGAUUCGGUAGAUUUCGGCACAGAUUGAGUUCCAAUAGAAGCUGUACUUGGCCCAGCCUGGGCAGGGCUUGGCUGGAGGAACGACGCAAGUCAUAUUUAGGCACUAUUAAGCGGCAGCCAUUGCCAAAUGCCGGCGAAAAGCAAUUAAAAAAUUACGUGUUUAAUCACCCACGCAGCAGAAAUCAUUAUUUCCGUUCCAAUAUAUAUUAUGAUAGGUAUAGGAAAUCAAACCCCAGACAUCGCCCAGUUGCCCGACAGGCUCCAAGCACUACGGUCGGUCAUCGGAAGAGGAACCCGCCCUGAGCAGCGAUAGGACGGACAGGAAAGCCAUCGAUACAAGAACCGAUACCCCAAUCGAUAGCAAGGCGAAUCGAUUUGGCCGAGGCAAUGAGUGGCGAAAGCGAGAAUGGAACACAGCUGAGACGCGAUCUGAACGAACUGUUUGAGUGGUUCCAAGGAAAUGAUAAGCUACCGCAAGAGAUUGAGCCCCUGCUGCUGCGGCGCUUCUACCAGUGCAUGUACGGAGACCUUGAGGAGACCAAGAAGCUCAUCGAGGUGAAUUACUCCCUGCGCAACCGUCAUCCCCAUCUGUUCAUCAAGCGGGAUCCACUGGACGAUGACAGCCAGCGAACCUUCGAUUAUGCAGACAUACUGCCGCUCCCAGGCCUCACGCCGGAUAACUACAAGGUGUCGCUGUACUGCUUUCGGGAGUUUGAGGCCACAAAGAUGCAUCACACGGAAGACACGCGCGCCUUCUUCAUGGUUGCCGACUGUCGCUUCAUCACUCCGGACGAUCCAGCCCGGCCGGGCACCCUAUCCGAAGGCGAGGUACAGAUCUUUGACAUGAAGGGGACCACAAUGCGCCACAUAUCGCGCCUAACCAUCAGCACGCUACGUGCAUACAUCAAGUUCCUUCAGCUGGCAUUUCCCGUGCGUCUCCGGGCUAUUCACAUGGUCAACUGUCCAUCGUAUCUCGACAGAAUCGUGAGCGUAGUGAAGCCUUUCAUCAGCGACGAGGUUUUCAAGCUGAUACGUUUUCAUACAGUCAGCAUGGAAUCGCUCUACGCCUUUGUACCACGCGAAAUGCUUCCGGAGGAGUACGGUGGCUCGGCCGGAUCGCUGGACACGCUGCGAGCGCACACAAAGAAGACCUUGGUCGAGCAUCGCGAUUAUCUAAUGAACCCUAACCACUGGCUGGUGGAGAAGUCUGAGAAGCGUAACGGCGGUCAUUCAUGGAGAAUUUUUAGAUGAGUUCAAAAUUUGAGUCUCAAUUUUUUUUUCUCUUUCAAACAUUUUUGUGUCUAUAUCAACGUUUAUUUCCGUAUUUUGUUUCCUCCAAACGGCUUUAGUUCAGCCACCAGUUUAGGGGAACCAGUGAAAUGGUUCGCGGAAGCAUACGGUGGGACUUUUUUCAAUGUCCGGUCGCGACCACAUCCAAAAUAAAUAGUUGUUCAAGAACGUUUUUUAAGAACGGAAAUUUGAGUUCUUUUAA
Molecule: messenger RNA, 2409 nt
Organism: Drosophila persimilis
Lineage: Eukaryota; Metazoa; Arthropoda; Insecta; Diptera; Drosophilidae
Product: alpha-tocopherol transfer protein-like
Exons: 7
Coding region: 1305-2168 (287 amino acids)
Cellular component (GO): membrane
Molecular function (GO): phosphatidylinositol bisphosphate binding
Source: RefSeq, a predicted model, not a curated record